CUAGUUAAAAUUUCGAUCAAUUAAAAUGGACCUAUACCCGGCUUCACAAACAAAAGAACUAUGUAUACGCGCCAGUUGGGCUAACUGCGUGUCUUUGGACGGUGGGAGGACAAAUGCACACGAGGAGAAUAUAAUACAAUAAAAUAUAGAACAUAAUAAUGUCUCCAAACACACUGUAGGCGUGAUUCAAAGGCUCAUCCCGGCAGGAGAGAAGCAGCAGUGUACCUGCCAAGGCGUUCCCUUCCGAGGGAAAUUCCUAUAUUCAACCUUCAUUUAAUUUGUAGAUUUUCACAAAUCAUAUUUUGAUUGCCGAAACCUACUCUGCUUCUAUGUUUAUUCCAUCACGUAUCUAUAUAUUUACCCAAAAGACUGCAUUUUAACUGGUUUGCUUAAACUUCAUUCUAUCGCUAUAAAUCACAAAAUACGGUACCGAAAGUACAGUAGGCAACACCGCGGGUGACAGACACCAAAGGCGGAAACGUUAAUUGGAACCUAAAGCAACUCUGCCUGACAGAAGUUGACGGCUACCCUCCAGGCAACCGCAUGAAACAAUAUAUUAGUCGGCCCAGAGAAGGACGGCACCUGUGGAUGUGCAGCUGCUCUUCCCAUAGCUUCACCCAGGCAGCAUGCGGGACUGCAGCCUCCGCGCACAUCGCCGUCAAAGCUGCAGCUGGACAAUGGAGCAGAACGCAGCGAUAAGGACCGGCGAGCCGGGGCCAAGGGAUCCUCUCUGUUUUACCAACAAAAUUCUCCUACGGCUCAUUUAAUAAGACCGGAAAUCAUGGUAUCUCCAGUUCGCUGUGUGAACAGCAGCAACGUCAGACGGGAACAUGAGGACCGUCCCUAAGAAACUCACCGCGCUAUCGAGCGGACCGAAAGUUUGCAAUAGGUCUGACACUCAAACAAAAGGCAAACGGGAGUUUCCCUCGAUCCCAGUUAGCAUUAAUACACCGGAUGCUGCUUAACUGCUUUGCUGUUCCGGGUAUUGCAUGGUCAUGAUUUAGCAGACUUGUUCAUCUCCGCUGGGCGAUAUUCCGAAAUAAUAUUCGCCGUCGGUGUUUGCACUUUAUGCGCCGUAGCUGAACCCGGAGAGCAGGAAGGCGGGAUGGCGGCGGCGAUGCUGCUGUCGGAGACCGAGAUCAAACAGCGGUCCAUGGCAGAAGAGGACCCGAACGGGAACGAGCAUGGAGCGGCGGCUCGGAGCGCGGCGCCGCGCUGGGGACCGCAGCACGCCGGGGCCCGGCAGCUCGCCAAGCUCUAUUCCCCGGGCAAACGGCUGCAGGAGUGGGUCUGCGUGGUCCUGUGCUUGUCCCUCUUCGGCGUCAACUUUGCCUUCCUGCUGGUGAACUUCUCCACCGUCCACAUCUACCGGAUCAUCUUCGGCGUCAUCGCUGGCAUCGUGACUGCAGACUUUGCCUCCGGGAUGCUGCACUGGGCUGCUGACACUUGGGGUUCCGUGGACGUCCCUGUCAUCGGCAAGGCCUUCAUCCGCCCCUUCAGAGAGCACCACAUCGACCCCACGGCCAUCACCCGACACGACUUCAUCGAGACCAACGGCGACAACUGCAUGAUCACCAUCCUUCCUCUGAUGCACAUGGCCUACAGGUUCCUGUCGCCCCUCCCAGAGGCCCCGGCUGAAUCUUACCCCUGGGACUGCUUCGUCUUCGCCCUCGCCGUCUUCGUCACCAUGACCAAUCAGAUCCACAAGUGGUCGCACUCGUACUUCGGGCUCCCGGGCUGGGUAACGCUGCUGCAGGACCUGCACAUGGUGCUGCCCCGAAAGCACCACCGCAUCCACCAUGUGUCUCCGCAUGACACCUACUACUGCAUCACCACGGGAUGGCUGAAUUACCCCCUUGACUAUGUAGGCUUCUGGAGGAAGAUGGAGCAUCUGAUUGAGAGCUUGACUGGCCACAAGCCACGUAGCGAUGACAUGGAGUGGAUAAAGAAAACGGACUGAGAGCCUCGCCUUCCGCUAUCCGCCUACAAUAGGGCAUUGGUGAGGCUCGGAGGUGGAGGCGGUGAUUGGGCAGGGCAGAGUGUGGCCCCGCCCACCUCACCCUCAGGGGAGCCAACCCAGUGCAUUUCUUCACUCUGUACUGUUGCUGCUUCUGUCUUCCACGAAAGACUAGUCUUUCUGCCGUUAACUUUCUCGGUUUUCAGAACUUUCCAAAGAUAGCGGAUGGAGACCAUGUUGUAGGGCCAAGUCUAGGCCUAGUCUGGGUUGUGGGGUUAAAAAGUACAGUGGGUCAUGUGAUUGUGGUAACUGACCUAUGGGAUGUCCAAUGGGCUGUUUUUGUGUUGAUUGAUCUGUGGAAUAUCCAAUGGGCUUUCUCUUUCUUGCCACUGGAGGUUGGGCUCUCCAGGGGAAGCACUUGUUUAGCUGUUGAAAGCAAAGUGUGCUAAACUGGGAUCGGGGGGUCGUUGGAUUUUGGGAGGGGUCACAACAUUGUCAGUGCAUAGGACUCUGCAUGCCUGGUGAUUCUUUUCUCUGGUAUGUAUAGGGGGGUGGAAUUCGCUGGCUUAUGUUGUCUUUAGGCAGGAUUUAAUGUGCCUGGCACCGUAGAGUCGCAAGACUCCACACGACGCCGCCUGCAUGGGGGAGGUCUAGCACAGUGAAUGGGGCUUCCCUUGUCUGCUCACCCCCCCAAGUUAAACCUGGCACCCAGCUUUCCAAAGAGGUGCGAUGCACAUCACCAAGGGCUGGGGUCCGCGGACGCAUCUCCGUCUGCUCGGUGCAAAGCACAGCACGCAACGCAGAGCUUCUCGUAUCCCUGCCACUUCCACAGGAGCGCAGGCCAUGCGGGCUGCUUCCUUUGGCUCCCCCUGGUGGUGGUCCGAAGAUCAGCUUUUUCUAUGGAUUCUUACUCGCGGCUCUCGCUCGCUGCCGAUCUGCCUUAAAUUGGAUUUUAUGGAUGUUCUAGAUCGGAGAAAUCCCUCUCGUCCGUCUGUCUUGAGCACUUGUGAUAUUUUAUUAGGGCCACUUAUAGUUGUGCUUUCUUUUGCUUUCACAUGCAUCUGUGUUUGGUCUGUCUGGUUUGUUCUCACCCUAAUGUGAAUGAGUCAAACUUUCCUGACGCCUGUGAUACUGCACUAAGAAAGGCCAGCAAGAAAGCUGCUGUGAAUUAUGUUUCUGGGGGCAUCUAGUGGCCACUAUUUGUCAUUGCAGUUGUCUGAUUAAAAAAAAAAAAAUAUGCAUACAACUUUA
This is a messenger RNA of Brienomyrus brachyistius, 3208 nucleotides long. RefSeq lists its product as uncharacterized. The coding region runs from base 1106 to 1960 and encodes 284 amino acids. Gene Ontology annotation, molecular function: oxidoreductase activity. The transcript has 9 exons. The record is from RefSeq and is a predicted model, not a curated record. NCBI's taxonomy places the organism in Eukaryota, Metazoa, Chordata, Actinopteri, Osteoglossiformes, Mormyridae.